This is a messenger RNA of Meriones unguiculatus (Mongolian gerbil), 1383 nucleotides long. It is a transcript of the gene C1H11orf52, whose product is annotated as chromosome 1 C11orf52 homolog. The transcript is spliced from 4 exons. Bases 102 to 527 code for a protein of 141 amino acids. The record is from RefSeq and is a predicted model, not a curated record. Gene Ontology annotation, cellular component: extracellular exosome. Lineage: Eukaryota; Metazoa; Chordata; Mammalia; Rodentia; Muridae.
CAAGGUCCAGCCUACUUGGUUGAAAUCCGACACUGACACAGAGUCCCUGGGAGCCGCUGCGGUUCGCUCAAGCGGGAACCAGGAAAUGCGCAAAGCUCUUUAUGUCUGAAAACCAGCUGGCCUCCCUGGGAGACACAUCCGCCAUGGGGAACAGGCUGUGCUGUGGGGGAAGCUGGAGCUGCCCAUCAACUUUCCAGAAGAAAAACAAAACAGAGAGCCAAGCAAGACCCACACUGAGCAUACUGAAGCAGCAACAGCUAUUGCAGAAUGGCACAAAGGACUAUGAAACAACAGCACCAAUGUAUGAGCAAGUGUUACACCCGCCUGUAUCUCAAGAGAAAAGUUCAGAUUCCACACCGGAGGAGAACAACUUACAUUACGCAGACAUUCAUGUGCUCAGCCAGACGCAGCCAUCCUCUCGGAAGAAGGUGAAACACCUGCACUCAGAAGCCGCUACCGAGUACGCCACCCUUCGCUUCCCCCAGGUCACACCUCGUUAUGACAGCAACAGUGGAACCCUGGUGUGAGCCAUUGGGAGAAGCGCCGGUUUCCAUAACGCUACUAUCCUGUGGGAACAGUCUACUGUGUUUGAGAACAGGGAUGGUGACCACGUUUUAAUCCAAAGGAACACCAGAACAUCGGAGUUAUGGGUCCUCCUACUCUCUCCACUAUGACUCUUUUGGUUUGCCACUGUUAUCAUGGAGUUGUGGGUGAGCUGAGUUCCAAAAAACAUUUAAGUGCACACACACACACAAAGGUUGCCCUGUGACCCCUAAACAAUAUUUGAACUCUCAAAUGCACUUUGAGAUAUUUGAACCCUCUAUGCACUUUGGCUGUUUUCUGAUAGGAUUUAUUUAAUUAUUUAUUUGGGCUUUUUCUUUUCUUUCUUUCUUUCUUUCUUUUCUUUCUUUUUUCUUUUUUUUUUUUUUUUUUUUUUUUUUUUUUUGAGAGACAGGGUCUCUUGUCGCCCAGACUGGCCUGGAACUUGCUACAUAGCUGAGGAUGGCCUUGAAAUGAUGUAUCCCAGCCUCCCAUCACCAGAGCUGCGGUUACAGACAGGUGGCCACUAUGCUCAGCUAAUUUUAUCCACUUUACACACCUUUACUCCAAAGCCGAAGAGGAAACGCUCUAGAAAAGCUUUCUGAGCCUUUGCCCACAGCCCCAGCACUGCUGUGGGCAAGUAACAAUAGCUGGGUCCAGGGCUCCAGACCUUAUCACGGAGAUGGGAACAGGAACUGACUCAAAAACCUCCAACCACGGGCCGAAGGAUUUCAAGCUGCAGACUCUAACAGCCCGAGGAGGAUAUCUUGGAGAGACUCCUCGCAGGACUGUUAGCUCUCGUCUGAGAAACCGUUAGAAUCAAUAAAUAAAUGGUAUGAAGAA